Blepharisma stoltei is the source of this 354-nucleotide messenger RNA. The record is from the annotation of a GenBank genome assembly. NCBI's taxonomy places the organism in Eukaryota, Ciliophora, Heterotrichea, Heterotrichida, Blepharismidae.
AUGGACAAGUAUAUAAAUGCAGUCAUCUUAGAUCCUGAAGUAAAAUUUGCAAGGUUUUCUUAUUUAUCUUCAUGCUCAAUGCACUGUUCGGAAAUGAAUUUAUUUUUCAAGUACGGAGAAAGGUUUGUCUUGAAGUGUGAAGAUAGAUGCCAUACUAAACAUGAAGAGUUCAUGAGAUGUUUUAAUCCAAUUCAUAAGAGAUUGGUAACAGAAAUAGGAGAGUGUAUGAAGGUGCAUGAUGAAGAAAGUCAAAAAGAGAAGCUUAAAGAGUGCAUAUUGGCAGCACAGGUGAAAUCGUUAGGAGAACUUAGGAAGUAUAUUAGAAAACAUAUUGAUCCUAAGAAAUUUGCAUAG